Prorocentrum cordatum is the source of this 540-nucleotide messenger RNA. The record is from the annotation of a GenBank genome assembly. Lineage: Eukaryota; Dinophyceae; Prorocentrales; Prorocentraceae.
AUGAGCAGGUUCCACCGCGAUGGCUAUGUGGAAGUCAGCGGUGCCCCCGCGGCUUUCGCGACCCGGCCGGCGGCGCCGCGGGGGCGAGGCGCGCCGCCGCCCUUCGACGGCCCCGCGCGGCGGGAGGCCGGCCUGGUCGGCGGGGUGGCGAGCAUGCUCGGCCUCGGGGGCGGGCCAGGCACCACCAGCCGGACGCUCGAGCGCCGGGCCGGCUCCCCCAGCACGGGCGCCGGCUGCGGCUCGUACAGCGCUGGCUGGAUCGAGCCCGAGGGGACCCACCAGAGGACCAUGUGGUCCUACGUGGGCGAGGGCCGCGGUGGGUACGAGCAGGUGUGCUCGUACAACUUCGUCGGCGACGGCGUGGGCAGCUACGCGCCCGAGACCGUGUCGACGCCGUACGGGGCCAAGCCGGGCAGCCGCGCCGUCUGCCUCUGCCUCACGCUCGCCGUGCUGCUGGGGUCGCUGCUGGCGCUGUGGCUCCUGCACUCGCGGGCGGCGCCCGAGCCCGUGGCCGACCUGCAGGUUCGAUGCUUCGGCGGC